Messenger RNA from Gorilla gorilla gorilla (western lowland gorilla), 1693 nucleotides. Its product is annotated as coxsackievirus and adenovirus receptor-like. Gene Ontology annotation, cellular component: basolateral plasma membrane; intercalated disc; bicellular tight junction. Gene Ontology annotation, biological process: homotypic cell-cell adhesion. NCBI's taxonomy places the organism in Eukaryota, Metazoa, Chordata, Mammalia, Primates, Hominidae. Gene Ontology annotation, molecular function: cell adhesion molecule binding. The record is from RefSeq and is a predicted model, not a curated record.
UUGUAGAGUUCUAGCAAAGAGGUGGCAUCUGUUUUUACUUUUAUAUGUUUAAAUUUCCAUCAUUAUAACAAAAUCGAUUUUUUACAGUAAUGAUUCUCAGUGUGGAGUCAUUUAAUUAUUAAGACCCAUUGACAUGAGAUUACAUCCUCUGCCUAUAAAAAUCCUGGAAGAAAACCUAGGAAAUAUUCAUCUGGACAUUGCACUUGGCAAUGAAUUUAUGGAUAGAAAAUGCAGUUGAAAGAUAUUUCAUAAAGGAAGAAAAGUAUGAAUACAGCUUUAACCGUUUAUUUUGGUGGAGUCUUUAAGAUUUUUUCUACCUUGAGUGCGCCAGGCGCGGGAAGCCUAGGACCUGGAACGAGAGCCGCCUACCUGCAGCCGCCGGCCACGGCACGGCAGCCACCAUGGCGCUCCUGCUGCGCUUCGUGCUCCUGUGCGGAGUCGCGGAUUUCAUCAGAGGUUGGAGUAUCACUACUCCUGAGCAGAUGAUUGAAAAAGCCAAAGGGGAAACUGCCUAUCUGCCGUGCAAAUUUACGCUUAGUCCUGAAGACCAGGGACCACUGGACAUCGAGUGGCUGAUAUCACCAGCUGAUAAUCAGAAGGUGGAUCAAGUGAUUAUUUUAUAUUCUGGAGACAAAAUUUAUGAUGACUACUAUCCAGACCUGAAAGGCCGAGUACAUUUUAAGAGUAAUGAUCUCAAAUCUGGUGAUGCAUCAAUAAAUGUAACGAAUUUUCAGCUGUCAGAUAUUGGCACAGAUCAGUGCAAAGUGAAAAGAGCUCCUGGUGUUGCAAAUAGGAAGAUUCAGCUGGUAGUUCUUGGUAAGCCUUCAGGUACAAGAUGUUACGUUGAUGGAUCAGAAGAAAUUGGAAGUGACUUUAAAUUAAAAUGUGAACCAAAAGAAGGUUCACUUCCAUUACAGUAUGAGUGGCAAAAAUUGUCUGACUCACAGAAAAUGCCCACUUUAUGGUUAGCAGAAAUGACUUCAUCUGUUAUAUGUAAAAAUGCUUCUUCUGAGUACUCUGGGACAUACAGCUGUAUCAGAAACAGAGUGGGCUCUGAUCAGUGCCUGUUGCGUGUAAACGUUGUCCCUCCUUCAAAUAAAGCUGGACUAAUUGCAGGAGCCAUUAUAGGAACUUUGCUUGCUCUAGUGCUCAUUGGUCUUAUCAUCUUUUGCUGUCGUAAAAAGCGCAGAGAAGAAAAAUAUGAAAAGGAAGUUCAUCACGAUAUCAAGGAAGAUGUGCCGCCUCCAAAGAGCCGUACGUCCACUGCCAGAAGCUACAUAGGCAGUAAUCAUUCAUCCCUGGGAUCCAUAUCUCCUUCCAACAUGGAAGGAUAUUCCAAGACUCAGUAUAAACGAGUACCAAGUGAAGACUUUGAACGCACUCCUCAGAGUCCGACUCUCCCACCUGCUAAGGUAGCUGCCCCUAAUCUAAGUCGAAUGGGCGCAAUUCCUGUGAUGAUUCCCGCACAGAGCAAGGAUGGGUCUAUAGUAUAGAGCCUCCAUACGUCUCAUCUGUGCUCUCCGUGUUCCUUUCCUUUUUUUGAUAUAUGAAAACCUAUUCUGGUCUAAAUUUUGUUACUAGCCUCAAAAUGUAUCAAAAAAUAAGUUAAUCAGGAGCUGUAAGGAAUAUAUUUUUAAAAAUUUUUGUUUGGUUAUAUCGAAAUAGUUACGGGCAUUAAAGUUAGUAAAGACAA